Messenger RNA from Podarcis lilfordi (Lilford's wall lizard), 4433 nucleotides. Lineage: Eukaryota; Metazoa; Chordata; Lepidosauria; Squamata; Lacertidae. The record is from the annotation of a GenBank genome assembly.
GGCGUCUGCGUGCGCCGCGCUCGGCGCGGGGGCCGCUGGGAGCGCGAGGAUGGUGGCCGGCGCCUUCCCUAUCGCCAAGCUGCUCUACCUGGGCGUCCGGCAGCUCUCCAAGCCCCUGGCCGCGCGCAUCAAGGACGGGGCCCGCGCCAGCCCCUUCUUCCGCCAGUACAUCUGCGGGCCCCCCGCGCAACGUGAGUCAGGCGGCGGCAGCGCCCCCCGCGAUAGGGGGAGUCUCCCGUCAGGGUAGAAAGGGAAGCCAAUGGGAGAGAGGGUGGGCGGGCACGCGAGGGGAGUAGGCCAAUAGGGAGGCGAGGGGGCGGGCCUCCGAGGAGACGCGGGCCAAUCGGGAGGCGGAGAGGCUACGGCGGUGACAUUGAGAGGUCCCCUUCCUGGGCAGCACGUGGGAAAGCAGAGGGGGCGGAGGCCCCUGACCCAGUGGCCGGGAAGUUAAUUAAUUAAUUAAUUAAUUAAAUUGAUUAAUUAAUUUUAUUUAAUAAAAUUUGUACAACGCUGGAUUGUUUGGAAAAACCACCAAAGCGGUUUACAAAGAGAACAAAACAAUGAAAACAAAUCAGUGAAAAGUUAAAAACUAAGUUAGAAAUCCAAACUUAGACUCAUCAGUAGACUGGAAACAGACACUAGAACUCACACCCAACUUUCUAAGCCUCCGGACAGGUUUGGCUGAGCAAAGAUGAUCGUCAGCCGCCUGGUGUCCAGUGGCAGGGAGUUCCCAAGUGUGAGUGUCUGGAGCCUCAGCCAACCCCAGGCAGAACUGAUAAGCCAAAGCUACCUUCUGGAGGGACAGAAGCCAUUUUGAGGGGGACAGAGAGUGGAAGGUUGUCCUCUUCUUGGUGGGUUUUUUGCCCACUUAGGGGCGUCCUUAGAUCUGUCACCAUCGUCGGAGGCACAGGGAUCCUCAGUGGCUCUCAAGAGAGCUUCCUUCCACCUUUGGCUGUUCCUGGGCAGGGAUGGCUUGGCCAUGGUGGUGCAGGCCUUGGCAACGUCUUGGCUGGACUACUGCAAUGUAUUCUCCAUGGGGCUACCCUUGAAGGCGGUGAAGGUCCUGUGUGAGUGCCUGGAGGCGGUUGGAGGAUGGAUGGCAGCUAACAGAUUGAGGCUAAAUCCUGACAAGACAGAAGUACUGUUUUGGGGGGACAGGGGGUGGGCUGGUGUGGAGGACUCCCUGGUCCUGAAUGGGAUAACUGUACCCCUGAAGGACCAGGUGCGCAGCCUGGGAGUCAUUUUGGACUCACAGCUGUCCAUGGAGGCGCAGGUCAGUUCUGUGUCCAGGGCAGCUGUCUACCAGCUCCAUCUGGUACGCAGGAUGAAACCCUACCUGCCCACAGACUGUCUCGCCAGAGUGGUGCAUGCUCUGGUUAUCUCCCGCUUGGACUACUGCAAUGCGCUCUACAUGGGGCUCCCUUUGAAGGUGACCCGGAAACUGCAAUUAAUCCAGAAUGCGGCAGCUAGACUGGUGACUGGGGGCGGCCGCCGAGACCACAUAACACCGGUCCUGAAAGACCUUCAUUGGCUCCCAGGACGUUUCCGAGCACAGUUCAAAGUGUUGGUGCUGAUAUUUCAAGCCCUAAAUGGCCUCAGAGGCCCAGUAUACCUGAAGGAGCAUCUCCACCUCCAUCGUUCUGCCCGGACACUGAGCUCCAGCUCUGCUGAAAAAAUUUGCUGACCCCUGGCUUCAUGGGCAUCUGUUCCAUUAAAUGAUGUUUCUCGGGAUGUGUCCUGCCCACGCUUCCUGCCCCAGAGGACAGAAAUAGGAUCAUAGAAUUGUAGACUUGGAAGGGACCCUAAGUGUCAUUUGCCACAGCAAUGCAGGAAUCAUCAAACUCACAUUUAAUCACUUUAUCCGCAAGAAAAUCCUCAAUAACUGUUCUCUGUAAAUAGUAAAAUUCCAUUCUUAACUGCCCUGAUCAGAUAUUUACCUUGAAACUAGUGCGACUGGUUCAGGAGACUCUCUCUCAGAUGGAUUCUAACUUAAUAUGCACAAGAUGGCAGGUUUGGAAGCAACCGCACAAGCAUUGUUAUAGUCUUGAAUCAUGCCGCGUUUUCUCUGAAAUAAAAAAGUCUCAAACACUGCAGCAUUUCCUCACAGGGGAGUCCUGAGAGAUAUGCAUUGGCUCCCAGUACAUUUCUGAGUACAAUUCAAAGUGUUGGUGCUGACCUUUAAAGCGCUAAAAGGCCUCGGCCCUAUAUACCUGAAGGAGCAUCUCCACCCCCAUCGUUCUGCCCGGACACUGAGGUCCAGCUCCGAGGGCCUUCUGGCGGUUCCCUCGCUGCGAGAAAUGAGGUUACAGGGAACCAGGCAGAGGGCCUUUUCGGUGGUGGCGCCCACCCUGUGGAACACCCUCCAUUCAGAUGUGAAGGAAAUAAGCAGCUAUCUUAUCUUUAAAAGACAUCUGAAGGCAGCCCUGAUUAGGGAAGUUUAAAUGUUUAAUGCUGUAUUGUUUUUAACACUUGAUUGGGAGCCGCUCAGAGUCGCCGGGGCAACUCAGCCAGAUGGACAGAGUAUAAAUAAUUUAUUAUUAUUAUCCUUGAUUGUUUCGGCUGCCCUUUUCUGAACCUUUCCGAACUCCACAAUGUCUGCCAUGGUGAAAAUUGGGGUGUUAUUUUUAUUCAUAACAUCUGCAUACUGCCCUUCCAUCAACAGAUCUCAGGGCAAUUCACAACAUCAAAAUUACAAUUAAAAACCCCCACAAAAUAUACCCUCCAGGCCUCUCUUGGAAGAAACACACACAAAAAGGCCUUAGAGUCAGGGUCCAGGUAGAAAAUAUGGGAGAAACACACUUUGAAAAUGUUGUCUAGAAGGAUAAAAGAAAAUUAUUAUAAAUUAAUUUGGAGAUGGUAUUUAACGCCAGUCAGAUUAAAUCAAAUAAACAAGGAAUAUUCGGUGCUAUGUUGGAGGGGAUGCCAGGAAACAGGGACCUAUGUUCACAUGUCGUGGGGAUGUAAAUAUGUACAAUUUUUUUGGCAAAGGGUGUUUAAGGAAAUAACAGAAAUCACUGCGUUAAAGCUGACCAAAGAAUUACUGUCAAUGUACGAUGGGUUGGAAGGUUCACGGGCUAUGAAGGACUUGCUCACUAAUUUAUUGAAAACUGCACAAAUUAUUAUAGCUAGGAAGUGGAAGGAACAAGGUGAAUAUAAAAUGGAAGAAUGGUACAAAGAGGUGUGGGAUAUAGCUGUUAAUGAUAAAAUAACAUGUGCCAUUCAGGUAAGAUGGGGAAUAUGCAGGAGAAAUGAUUUUGAGGAGAUAUAGAGGGUGUUUGUAGAAUUUAUAUUGUUAAAACGGAAAGGGGUUAAACCAUUGCAAGAGGUGUUGCAAUUUUGGGAGGUUGGAUAGUGACAAUGGAAUGGUGUCAGGAAGUGGGGUGCACAUUUUUAUUCUUAUUUAUUUACAGAUAUUACGCGGGUGGCGCUGUGGGUUAAACCACAGAGCCCAGGGCUUGCCGAUCGGAAGGUCGGUGUUUCGAAUCCCCGCGACGGGGUGAGCUCCCAUUGCUCAGUCCCCACUCCUGCCACCUAGCAGUUUGAAAGCGUGUCAAAGUGCAAGUAGAUAAAUAGGUACCACUCCGGCGGGAAGGUAAACGGCGUUUCCGUGCGCUGCACUGGUUCACCAGAAGCGGCUUAGUCAUGCUGGCCACAUGACCCGGAAGCUGUACGCCGGCUCCCUUGGCCUAUAAAGCGAGAUGAGUGCGCAACCUCAGAGUUGUCAACGACUGGACCUAACGGUCAGGGGUCCCUUUACCUUUUACUUUGUCAAAGAAAAAAUUAAAAAAUAAGUGAUACCUGGAAGGCUUCAGGCCUUGCACCCUGGACAUUCCUCACUCUUCCUUUUCCUCUUGCAGUGUACCACUGGGUGGAGAUGCGAGCCAAGAUGCGCAUCAUGGGCUUCCGUGGCGCCGCCAUCAAACCGCUGAACGAGGAGGCGGCUGCCGAACUGGGGGCGGAACUGCUGGGCGAAGCCAUCGUCUUUGGGGUGGGGGGCCUCUGCAUCUUCCUGGAGUACUCCCGCCAAACCACCAACAGCAAGAAGAAGGAGGACGAGCUAAGCAGCACCCUCGAGAGCCUGCAGGAGCAGGUGGCCGAGCUGAACUUGACGGUGGAGACCCUGGACGCCCGGCUGCGGGAGCUCAACCGGGUCCUCGUCGAGGUCUCUGCCUCCCCCAAGAAAUAACGGGGAUGGCGGGCAGAGAGAGAGAGAGACAGGCGGCUUCCUAAAACUGCGCCCGACUGCCGGCUGCGCCGCGAGGUUCCCCCUUGCUGGACGGCGAAGGGCGCCGCGGGGAUCCUGGCCUACGCAGGAUUCGGGGUGCGAAAGUCCCGCGUCCCAACCUACCCUGUGGUGCUGAGUUUCUCGGCCUUUUGCAAGUGUGUAAAUACUGAAUCCAUUAAAAAAAAAAAAACAAAUUGCAGAGAAAAAA